Leptopilina heterotoma is the source of this 3376-nucleotide messenger RNA. RefSeq lists its product as uncharacterized. The coding region runs from base 101 to 3148 and encodes 1015 amino acids. Gene Ontology annotation, molecular function: metalloendopeptidase activity. The record is from RefSeq and is a predicted model, not a curated record. NCBI's taxonomy places the organism in Eukaryota, Metazoa, Arthropoda, Insecta, Hymenoptera, Figitidae. The transcript has 24 exons. Gene Ontology annotation, biological process: proteolysis.
GGAGACACUUGAAAUAAGAAAUCAUUUCGACGUGGCGUUUUGUCUAGGUAUUCUAACACGUGGCAUUAAUUAAUGUUCCAAAACAACUGAAGAAUAAAAUAUGAUUUACGUCUAUAUUCAUCUUUUGGCAUUUAUUGCACUACUCACAACAAAAAUAAAGGCUCAACAAUAUUUUUCUAAUUCAAACGAUUAUGCAGAAACUGACAGUGAACUGGUUUCUGUUGAACAUUCAAUUCAUAGAAGUAGUCUACCUGAAAUUGUAAUUAAUAUAACAAUUAGAGGUAUUGAGAGGGAAUUUAUUUUACAGUCAUCAGAUGGCUAUUUUGCUGGUAAGGAUACUAAAGUCUGGGUAGCAAAAAAUGAAAGAAACAAAUUAAAGUAUACACUUCAAAAGAAUAUUAUGGAGAAAGUGAAUAUUACAUUUUACCAUGAUGUAAAAACAAAAUCCUCAAUAGCACAUACUGUAAAUAAAGAUGGUAUUUCAGAAUUCAAUGGUGUUUUUGAUUCUGACAAAGUAAUACGAUCAUUAAGUAAUCACGAUCGCAAACGUCGAGAUGUUUCGUCAAAAUUGCAGUACGAAUCAUCAAUGAAUGGUAGCAAGAACUAUCACCUACUUUAUAAACGAGAUGCAUCUUUAUCAAACCAUAAUAACUACUACCAAACUGUUGGCACCAACAAUGAUUAUCAGCAGGGAAAGAAAAAUUUUAUAAAUAUUCCGGAAAUUGUCUAUCCUGAAAUUUUAGUCUAUGUAGAUGAAACAAUGUUUGGAUACCAUAAAAAAGAUAUUGUCAAAACUGUCGCUUAUGUUUUAACCAUUUUCAAUGGAGCAGAUCUUUACUUUAGAGACAUGGACGAUCCAUUAGUUCGUUUAAGCAUUGCUGGAAUUGUUUUGUGUGAGGAUCCAAUAAAUAUAGAAACGAUAAACGGAAGUACUAUCAAUGACGAAGUUUAUUAUAGUUUCGGAGAAUUUCUUUACAGUGACAAUCAAUUUAAAGUAAAAAUUGAUUACGAUAUUGCAGUUUAUUUACUUAAACCACGUGUCCCCGGCCGUAUACUAGGCUUGGCAUAUACAGGAAGGGUUUGUGAAAAGUUUAUAAUGCAAAAUAUGGUAGUAUCACUGGCGGUUAUUGCAGAUUUUGGAAUCCUUGACGGAAUUCAUAAUGCUGCACACGAAAUAGGUCACUUACUGGGUAGUAAGCAUGACUUUUCGAUACCAGAAUGUUCUUUUAAGACAGGUUUUGUUAUGAGUUAUGACAAAUACGACCAGAAUCAAUUUUUCUUUUCUCCAUGUUCCAAAGAAAUGAUAAAAUGGAAUUUGAGCAAAGAAGCAGCUAGGUGCAUCCUCAACAAUCCAGCUGAUAAAAGGACUGACAGUCAAAUAUUGAGAGUUUUGCCUGGACAAUAUAUGACUUUAGAUGAACAAUGUCAAAAACAUAGAUACAAAAAUGCAUCUCCGGUUAAUAUAGAUAUUUGCUUACAUUUGCACUGCCUCCAUUCGUCUUUUUCCAUAUAUAUAGAAUUACCUGCACUUGAAGGUACACCUUGUGACUUCGGAAAAUACUGUCUAAGGGGAGAAUGUGUAAAUGUUCCAUUUAACAAUAGUGACAAGAAUACAGAUUUAGAAAACUUAUUUCCAUUUAAAUAUCAACAGCGUGAAAGUAAAGAAACUGCUGAACAACAAUGUGUUAACCAUUAUUAUAAAGUUCCUGUCAAAUCUUUCUUUUAUGUUUGUGAACUAAAGUGCGUGUUCAAAAAGUAUAUGUCCUUUUACAUGAAAGAACAUACUGCAGAUGAUGGAACCCCUUGUGGUAAUAACGGAAUCUGUCAACGUGGAAAAUGUAUAGACGAUACUUAUCGAUUGGCUGAUGAUUAUUGUAGAAAAGCUGGAACAACAGGUUUUAGUAAUUAUUCUGCUAAAGAAUGUACCUUUAACUGCAAAAAAGAUAUUUACAAUUUUUCUGAAAAUGUUAAUCCUACAAUUCAAGGCCAAAUAAGAAUAAUCAAAGAACUAUUUGCUCCUGAUGGACAUCCUUGCAAUAACAGUGGAUACUGUCAAGAUGGUAAAUGCAUUAAUAUGACAUUUUCUACUGGUAUUAUUGAUCCUAGUACUUCCUUAGAUGAACGGUAUGGCCAAUUCGCAUCAUCUAUUAAACUAUGUAAACAGAAUGGAAUGGAAUGGAUGGAAGAUCAUGAAACCGGAUGCUAUACUAUAUGUCAAUCUAAAACCGAAUUGUCAAAAUAUUUUUAUGCUGAUAGAGGAUUCCCAUGCCCUGACAAUGGAUUUUGUGAAGAUGGAAAAUGUGUUAAAAAAGAAUUAAUAAGUACAACUACUGCUUUGAAUAAUUUACAUUCUGAAUUUAAAUCUUCCACUGAACGUUGUCAAGAGAUUGGAUUUUCUUGGUCUUAUGAUUAUAGCAACGGAUGUAUUAGUGUUUGCCAGAUAAUGAGAUACAAUGUUUUAAUACCUGAUGUGAGAUAUUUGAAUGCAGAUAAUGGCUUACCGUGUAAUAAUAGUGGAUAUUGUCACGAUGGAAUAUGUCUUAAUAUGACAGUUAUUACAAGAAGCACAAGUGUUGCCACUAGCACAACUACAAGUACAAGUUCAACUACAAGUACAAGUAGUAGUAUUGAUACAACUACAAGUUCUGUUAGCAUUAUUCAUUCAACAACAUCUUUGAAUAAAUUACCUAUCAAUUUAGAAUCUCCUGUGAAACAAUGUAUUAAUGCUGGAUUUACUUUCUUCGUUACUCUUGAUAAAUUUGACUGUACUGUUGUCUGCUCCAAUGUAAGUGACAUUGAUUAUAUUGAAUACGAAGAUUAUGAAUAUGAAAACAGUGAAACAAAUAUUUAUCAAGAUAUAUCUCGACCAGAUGGAAUUGCUUGCAAAUAUACUGGACAUUGCUUAAAUGGAGAAUGUGUUAAUAUGUCACUCAUAGAUCCUAAUGACAAAUCAACAAUGUGGGAUUUCGAUGCAUUAAAAAUUUUUCAAACUAAUACACGAAGGGUAAUAAAACCUAAAGGAGGCGAAAAUGAUUCAAAAUCAUUUAACAAUGGAGAAAAUGAAAAACAGCAUAAUAUUUCUAUUGAUUUGUCCGAUAUUGACAACGUUGUCAAAGAAUUUGCAAAAGACAUUGAAAUAUUUUUGUAAAAUAUUUUCAUUAUUCCAUGAAUGUUUUUGAUAUGGCAAGGAAAAAAUCAAUAUCUGGAUUAAUUAACUUUCUUCGGGAGUAAGCAAAGCGAAUUGAAGUACUAAGAAAACAAUUGUUCCAAACAUUUCUCCGCUUUAUAAUAAGAAAAAUAUGUUACAUACUUGAAUUUUAAACUGCUUUUUCGAUAAUAUGUAUAAGUAAUAUAUAAUAUAUUAUAUAAUAUUUUA